ACUUGCUUGUAUUUAAGAACGUGGAUGUUUUGAACGCAGCGUACUUGUUUUCGUGCUGCCUCAAAGAAUGGGAAAGUCUAAAAAAGAAAACACAGACGGUGAAGCUAAGCAAUCAGUGACACUGAAGAAAGAAGUUUCUGUGUUACAAGGUGUGAGCAUUGUUGUCGGAGUUAUAAUUGGCUCUGGCAUAUUUGUUUCACCUGUUGGGGUUCUGAAACAUACCAAGUCUGUCGGAUUAUCAUUUAUUAUGUGGACCAUUACUGGAUUAUUCAGUGCACUGGGUGCUAUUGUAUAUGCUGAAUUGGGUGUUACUAUUCCUCGGUCAGGUGGAGAAUAUAUUUACAUACUGCAGACGUUUGGACCCUUACUUGCCUUCCUGGCUUUUUGGAUUACGUUUGUCGUAAUUGGAUCUGCAAGUUGUGCAGCAAAUGCACUUAUUUUUGCCGAAUAUGUCCUUCGACCAGUUUACUCGAAUUGUGUUACUCCUGCUGCUGCGAUACGCACUGUCGCAGUGCUAGGACUGCUUCUUCUUUGCUUUGUGCAUUGUUUUAGUGUCAAACUCGCAACAAAAGUUGCAGUUGUCUUCACUGCUUGUAAGGUUACAGCUUUACUUAUUAUAAUUGGUCUCGGCCUCUACUACCUGGGCAAAGGUAACAUUGAGAGUUUCCAAGAUUCAUUCCAAGAUAGCGAAAAAUCACCUGGUGAGCUUGCAUUGGCGUUUUACCAAGGGUUUUGGGCAUUUUCUGGUUGGAAUUAUUUGAACUUUCUAACUGGAGAAGUGAAAAAUCCAGGGAGGACUGUCCCGAUUGUAAUUGUACUCUCUCUUACAUUAGUAACACUGAUUUAUGUUUUGACCAAUGUGGCCUACCUUGCAGUUUUAUCACCAGUAGAAGUUCUCGCUUCGGAAGGUUCAACGGCAAUAGCUGUGAGCUUUGCAGCAAGGACUAUGGGAGUUGUGGGUUUGAUUAUGCCAAUUCUUGUAGGUGCUUCAGUUUUUGGUAGUAUAAAUGGUGAAGUAUUCUCUAUUUCUCGAUUAGCAUUUACUGCUGGUGAAGAAGGACAUAUGCCUGCUCUUCUUUCAAUGGUUAAUAUUGAUCGUCUCACUCCUAUUCCAUCCAUAUUAGUUGUAGUAUCUCUAUCUGUAGUUUUUCAAAUGUUUGAUGAUGUAUUUUAUUUGAUCGAAUUAACCGGAUUUGCAUUCUCAGUAAUUUCUGCAAUGGCUGUUUGUAGUUUAUUAUACAUUCGUCGUACAAAUCCUGAAUUGAAUACAUCAGGAUUUAAAUUGCCCGUCUUUAUUCCUAUAUUAUAUUUAAUUGUCGAUAUUGCUAUUGGAAUUCUUGCAAUCUAUCAAAAACCUACAGAAUGUGCUAUUAGUCUAGGUGUAAUGUUAUUAGGUAUACCGGUUUAUCUUUUCGGUGUUGUAUGGAAGAAUAAACCAAAAUCAAUGCAAUCAUUGAUAUAUAGUGUUACAAUCAGUUUUCAGAAACUUUUAAAAGUUGUUGAACAAGAAAAAGUCUUAGAUGUAGUUAAAUCAGACAGUGAAUUAAAAUCUCUUGGUAAUAAUCAUCAACUGGAAAUAUCCUAAAACAAACAACAAUCACGUUUUUAUUAUUUUGUUGUAGUAUGUUUCCAAUAUUAUCUAUUUAAAACUUGUUCAAAUUAAAAAUUUGAUUUCUUAAUUUUUCCUGCUGUUAGUACUACUACUACUACUACAACUACGAUUUCUAUUCAAUUGCAUUCUUAUAUUAUAAUAGUUGCUUUAAUUAAUUGAUAUAAAAACAAAUCCUGUGCGCUUAAUUCAACUUUUUUUUAAUUCAACAAAAUCAACUAUUUGCAGCGCCUUAAGAAAAAAAAACUUCUCUUCCAGCCAUUUUGUAAAUUUAUUCAACGUGUGUGUUUUUAUCUCUCUCUCUCUCUCUCUGUGUGUGUGUGUGUCUUAAGUUUCACCAGAUCCAGUUUAAAUUCAAUCAUUUCUUAUAGAGUUUUACAUAAAUUUCUACUUUUCUUAUUAAAUAUCAACAUAUAUAUAGCUAUAUAUAUAUACAUAUGUGUGUAUAUUCUCGCUUAUUCACUUCGCUCUAGCGUUUCUUUUUCACACUGUCACUCUAUUCAUCCCGUUGUAGAUGUAUUUUUUUUUUUGCCUCAACUUCCUUUUCCAGAAGUACUUACUUCUUAAAUGAUCAAAAUGAGUGGAUAAUCUUAUUUUCCUUUCCGUUCAGAAACAAUUAAAAAAAAACUUUAUGUUGUGUACCCUGAAUUCUUUCGACCAAAUUCCUUUUUUCUCAAACUUUACUAACUAGAUCCCUUUGCUUUUUCUUCAAUUAAAUGUAAAUUCCUGUUUGUGUGUUUAAGUGUGAGUGUGUAUGUACAUAAUUGAUACACAAAAAAAAUCUUCAUGAUAUUAAAAAAUGAUUAAUAAUAAUAAUAAUAAAAAU
This is a messenger RNA of Schistosoma turkestanicum, 2435 nucleotides long. NCBI's taxonomy places the organism in Eukaryota, Metazoa, Platyhelminthes, Trematoda, Strigeidida, Schistosomatidae. The record is from the annotation of a GenBank genome assembly.